AUGUUGCCCGAAUCAAGUUCAUCUCAUGUUCAAAAUGCAUCUCGUGAAUCUAGUCAAGUUCCAGAAUUUUUAACAAAUGCGGUAGAAACGGCUAUUGUAGUUAAUUUAGAAAAUAAUGAAAAUCUGGGUUCCAAUAUAGAUAUUAGAAUAAACGAUGUAAGGAAGAAAAGAAAAUUGGCUUUGACGAAUCUAGAAAAACAAGCAGAGAAGAUGUUAAAAUUUUCCAAUUCCAAAUAUCCAUCGGCUAAACUAGUUAGGAUACGAGUGCCAGAUGUGGACCGAGCUCGUAGUGAUCAAAGAAAUCUACUAGCUACCGUGACAGAGAUAACUGAAAAAAAGCUUUACAAACUAGGCACAAAAUAUGGCAUACUAAAUCAGUUAUAUUCAAGAAACCAGUUUACCGUUUGUAAAGAAAAGUUUAUCUCCAUAGAAGAGAUUCCAGACACUGAGAUAUCUCUUAGAGAAUGCGCAAGAAAAUCUUCUAACUGUGGGGGACAAGGAUACAGUAGGUGCGGUUGUAAAGGUGGGUGUAAAUCUGAUAAGUGUACUGUAGAUGCAGUAAGUUCUUCAUUUUUAAAAAUUAUGAUUCAGCGUUUUUUUGAAAAUCAAAUGGUGAUGUUGCUGAGAUCAGGUUUAUAUUCUGCAUGCGUGAAAACAUCUUGUACAGCUUUAGCAACUUAA
Messenger RNA from Diabrotica virgifera virgifera (western corn rootworm), 681 nucleotides. RefSeq lists its product as uncharacterized. The transcript is spliced from 3 exons. The record is from RefSeq and is a predicted model, not a curated record. Lineage: Eukaryota; Metazoa; Arthropoda; Insecta; Coleoptera; Chrysomelidae. The coding region runs from base 1 to 681 and encodes 226 amino acids.